AUGGGACGUCUAGACGGCAAAGUGGCUCUCGUCACUGGAGCCGGCAGCGGGUUCGGCGAGGCCAUUGCACACGCAUAUGCAGCAGAGGGGGCCAAAGUGCUGAUUGCAGACAUCGCCGUCGCCAACGGAGAGAAGGUGGCCUCUGAGAUCACCGCCAAACGUUACACAGGGGAAGCCAUCUUCGUCGAACUCAACGUCACCAAGCGUGAGGAUUGGGAAAAAGGCCUCGCUCUGGCCAAGGACAAAUUUGGGAAGCUGGACAUCGUGGUCAACAAUGCCGGCACUACCUACAAGAAGCAACCGAGCAUGGGCGUCUCCGAGGCAGACUUCGACAGGGUUGUAGCCGUCAAUAUCAAGAGCAUCUAUUUGUGUGUGUCAGUCCUGAUGCCGUACUUUGUCGAGAGGAAAAGCGGCGUCUUCUUGAGCACUUCGUCCAUUUCAGGCAUGCGGACUCGACCAGGGCAGGUCUUUUAUGGAGGUACCAAGGGAUUCGUCAACACGAUCACCCAAGGGCUGGCUGCCGAGUAUGGCCCAGAUGGAAUCCGCGUGAACUCGAUCUGUCCGCUGCGGGGUGCCACAGGCUUGUUGGAACUCUUUAGCGGUGUCCCAGAUACUCCUGAAGAAAGGGAGAGAUUUGCCCAGACGGUCCCGUUACGCCGCAUGUCGGAACCAAACGACAUCGCCAUGGCGGCAGUUUACCUGGCCAGUGACGAGGCGGCAUUCGUCACAGGUGUCAAUCUGCCGGUGGAUGGAGGGCGGCUGGCUCUGUGA
This is a messenger RNA of Fonsecaea nubica, 771 nucleotides long. RefSeq lists its product as hypothetical. Lineage: Eukaryota; Fungi; Ascomycota; Eurotiomycetes; Chaetothyriales; Herpotrichiellaceae. Bases 1 to 771 code for a protein of 256 amino acids. The record is from RefSeq and is a predicted model, not a curated record. The transcript has 2 exons. Gene Ontology annotation, molecular function: oxidoreductase activity.